GGGAAGUGUUUGCAUUUCGGGGGAAAGACGCAUCUCUGAUACUGUCCAAAGCAGCUGAGAAGGAUCCCAUUGCGACGGGGGAAAAAAACGCAGUUCGGGCGCAUACGCUCUGGAGGUGGGACAGUCAAAAUGAUGCGUGGGAGGUGAAGCGUUGAGCCGUAUUGAUGGAUGUGUUAACAGACACCAGUCUCACAUUGAUCGUGAAGACUUCAGAACCAGAGAAUGCAAAUGUAGUGGAGAGUACAGCGGUAUGUGAGCAGAGUGGUGAUGUGAGUCUGUGCAGGCUCGUUGAUGCUGCUCUCCCUCCAUCCUCACCUCCUCCUGCGGCAGAGAAUUCACAGCAGGCCUGCCAAACGCACCAGAGGACCACACCUGCAUCACCAACCAUCCCCCUGUCCCUUGGCACUGACUCCUCUCUGAGUCUGACCGCGGCUCCCUUACCUUCCUCCGAUGAUGCUCCAACUGUAGUUCCCCACCUUCACCACACUUCCACUCCCACAUCACUUCCCAACCCACCUGUAAGCUCCUGGGGCCCAACAGGUGACACCCAGAAGACUUCCCUUUUGCUGCCUGUUGCCCUCCCUCUGUCAGCUACAAUGAUGGAGCCUAGUUCAGUGUCUGCCCUCACGGACGAGUGUCUUCUUCAGCCUACCCGCACCUGCCUUGGGUGCUUCAUUGAGACCCGUGAUGCCUCUCAUCCUAACCCCAUUCAGAACCCGCCCAGUGACCCUAACAACAACCCUGACACAGAGACAGGGCUCAGUGUAAGGAUAGGUGAUGUGAGCCGAGAAGACUUCUCUGACAUCAACAACAUCAGCAUCCAGUGUCUGAGCCAUGCGGGGGAGGCAGUGAGUCACUAUGGAGAACAGCUCCUCUCUGACCAGCUACUUAGCUUUCCUCUGCCGAAAGCCCCAGGUGAGGGCAAGAGAGUGGAUGGAAACAAAACAACAGAGGACUGUGAUGACCCAGAGGAUGAUGCAACAGCUAAGAACUUGUAUGAGGGACUGUUACUGGACAAAGUGAGUGGAGAGGAGGUUCUGUUGGCUAAUGCUGGCCAGGACUGGGGCUACUUUGAAUCUUUUAUCAGUGAGAGUAAGAUGGAACUGCUGGACCUUUGUUCUAAAAAUGAACUGUCUGUCAACCUAUUCUCUGAGGAAGAUGUUGACAAUCUAUUUGAUGAUGAAGACGAUGAUUCCACUUUAAGCAGUGAUGUCUGUUCGCUGAAGAUUCGUUAUGAGUCUUUCCAGGACAACAUGAGGGAAAAAACAAAUGUGCUCCAAGAGGAGACACAGUUUAACUUUUUCCCCAGUGUCCUGGCCAACUGUGCCAAGAAAGAGGAAGGAACAGGAGUCUUGAGGAAGAGUGCCGAGGAGCUUCAGCCCAAAACUGAUGAGCUCAUACUGGAGACAGGGCAGGAAGGAAAGUCUGGGGACUGCAGUGGUGGGAGUCCCCUUGAUGGCUCCCAAGGAUCACCCAUGUCUACUCCCAAAGUCAACUAUCUAAUGGACUUCAAUUCCACAGAGGAGUCCGGUGAAUUCAGCGAUGACAGCUCCUGCACUGGCUCCUCCUCAGACACCCUGCAGGAGGGCAAGUUUAAGAAGGGCCACUCAAAGAGAUUGCUCAGCCCUUCCAACCCUCUCAACUAUGGAUUGCGCUCCAAGAGAAAAGUUCGAUACAGUGAUGAUUACUUAUAUGACGUUGACUCGCUUGAGAGUGAAAAGAAUGCAGAGAAAAAAGAGAAAGCUCCAGCUGGUCAAAAAGAGGAGGAGGAUGUAGACUGGUGCCCUAAAAAACGUCGGAAAUCCUGUCGUAAAGAGCCACCAGUGGUCAUCAAGUACAUCAUCAUCAACAGGUUUAAAGGAGAGAGGCUCAUGUCAGUGAAACUGGGCAAGUUGGACCCUGCGGAUGCUACUGUGAGCUUAAACACAGACACAGUAAGCAAAUAUGAGACACUGGCUCCUCUGAAGGAUUUCUGGCAGGAGAGGCAAAGAGAGAGACAGGAACAGCUUAAGCUGGCUGCCAGAGAUAAACAACAACGUGGUUUUCAUCUAAACGGACGCCAUCAUCGCCCUUUUAAUUCUAAUCAUCCCAAAAGGAAAUACAAGAUUGCAAACAGGCUUAAGGUUCAGAGGAUUCCUACUGUGGAGCCAUCAACAACAGCACAGGGCUCCCUGCUCUCUGAUCGAGGCCAGGGAGGUGUCACUAAAGAAGAGGCCGCUCCCACAGUAGGGGGAAUAAUAGCAGCCCCAGGCCUCCCAGUGACAUUAGACACAAACUGCAUCACGCACACUGUCACAGCCAAAAGCCGCUCCCAGGAGAGGGAGGAGAGAGAGGGGAGGAGAUUGGGAGGAAAUAAAACAGUCAGGAUAAGGAAAUUCAAAAGUGAAGCCAGGCUGAGGAGCAAGAAAAUGAAAGAGGCAGAAGGAGAGGAGGGAAGAAGCGUGACAAAUGAAAAGCAUGUCUGUGUCGCUGCGGCACAGAUUGAGGACCCUACUGCUGGGUUAGAGGAGGCAGGCAUUAGCUCAACUGCAGUCAAGCCCCAUUUGUCUGAAACUACCACCACCGCUCACACAUCUGAGGAGAAAUUCCCCUUUGUUUCGUCCACCUGCUCUCCUGACAAAGCUCCCUCCUCAGAGGAGGUGGAAACGGGUGUCCCUGUCAUCCCGGGGGGCUACCUGCAGACCCUGUUAGAUGCUACAGACUCCUCCAGUGGAGCAGCUAUCUCUUAUUUCCCCCAGCAGCCCUCUAGGCAGCAGUAUCCUCUGGGGCUAUCCCUAGAGGAGAAACAGUUUUCUUCUCUGCAGCUCGCUCAGAGUUGCGUCCUCUCUCCUCCCUCUGAGUCAGAGCUCCAGCAGUCUCCUCAGAAUUGCCCCAGCUUCCCCCAGAUGUGGCACCCGCAGCUCUGUGCAAGUCACAGCCAGAGCUUUGGGUCUGAGACCCCUGAGACUCCUAUCUUACCCAACAACUUCCCAACUGCUGUGCCCCUGAAUGACAGCCUGCCAGUGUCUAACUACAGCCAGCUGAGCCCUGAGGCUGACAGGAUACUUUAUGAGAAGAGCUACCUGACUGAGGGUGCGCUGCAGCCUGGGGCAGAUCUGCAAGUGUGUCAGCCUGCCUGUGUGGAGGGCCAGGUGCAAUACCAGAGAGGGUCCCUGUGCACAGACAAUGGCAGGCUCAUCAGCUAUGACUCAGUGGGCUCUCUGUCAGCCUCCUCUAGCAAUUACAGCUCCCUCAGCCUCAAGUCUUGUGAACGAGAGGGUGAGGAGGAGGGACGAGACAGCUUCUUAGCUCAUUGCAGUCCUAAAGUGGUGAUUCAGCAGAGUGUGGACGCCCUUACCCCACUCAGGGAGUCCUCAGACCUGCUGGACAUCUCCAACUUCACCCCUGACAAGUUUAGACACUCAUCACUGUCAGAACUUUCUCCUCCUGAGACCCCUAACCUGUCCCCUCAAGUGGUGGGGCGUGAGAUUAAGAUGGCAGGGAAUGUUGGAGAAUACCAGGAUGUGAAUGACAUGACUAUGGACUGCAAUAGAGAGGUAAAGUGGAACUGUGAUGUUAUGCAGCAACAAGAGCACACAGCAAAUGCAUACACAGUAGAAGACAGCCAGUUUCCGCUGCACAACUUUAACAGUCAGGAUGUGUUAUGUUUGGAUAAAAAGGAGCUGGGAGUUACAGAAUUUGAUGAACAGAAUGGUGAUAUGUUGGCUGGUGAGAAAAACACAAAGUCAAAGAGGAAAGGCAAUUGCAAACAAACAGCUGCAGGACAGAGUCCAAAGAAAGUCCGGGCUCCCAGAGCUCCUAAGUCGGAAAAGGUCAAGACGCCCAAACAGAACUCGCGCUCCACCAAAAAAAUAAAGGCCAUGUUGGAGGGUAAGGCAGCAAAGAACCAGGCAGGUGGUUGUGGCACAGGCCUGGCUGACGGUGGUAGUACUGGGGACUGGUCUGGCACCGGUUGGUCAGAGAGCAACAGCCUGGUUGGGGACGACCAGAGAGAAUUCGAGGAGCCCUCCAAUAUUCUGUCCAACAUUGUAUCUGGCAUGGCUGAGGUCCAAAGGUUCAUGAUGGCCUCUAUUGAGCCACUGUGGAAUCCCAUGUCUGAGGCCUGCAUGCCCUCUGAGGCCAAUAGCCUCAACCUAAAGACCCUCAAAAUCUUGGCAGGCACAGAGGCUGACCUGAAAAAAAAGGGAGCUGUGCUAACAGGAGCUGGAAGAGGCAGAAAGGCAGGGGGCAAGGGAGGAAAAAACCAGGCCAAAUUCAACCCCUCUCAUCCCCUAUUUCCUCAACUAGCUUUGGGCUGUAACAUGUUUGAUAAACCCAACUUUAUUAACCCCGGGCCUGCACACAAAAAGCUGUACCGUCACAAGACCAGUGCAAAGUUUCCUCGGAUUGAGACACUGAAGGGGAAGCGAGCUGAGAGAGACCCAAGUAAGGACAUAGCACUGAUGACCUCUUUUGAGAAACUGAGGUAAUAUUUUGUUAUCAGCUGCUGUUGCACCCCCUUCUCACUUUCCCCCACUACCUGCUCAGCCUUUCCUCCCAAGCAUACAGACGCUAUGCCAGAGCUGCAUGAGUACUACGUUCCCCCCUUGACUACUCCCUCUUCCUUUUAACCCCCCAUCCCGAAGAGGAAAUUAAUAUC
Messenger RNA from Scatophagus argus, 4639 nucleotides. It is a transcript of the gene nexmifb, whose product is annotated as neurite extension and migration factor b. The record is from RefSeq and is a predicted model, not a curated record. Gene Ontology annotation, biological process: negative regulation of cell-cell adhesion mediated by cadherin; negative regulation of cell-matrix adhesion; negative regulation of neuron migration. Gene Ontology annotation, cellular component: nucleus. The transcript is spliced from 3 exons. Bases 165 to 4469 code for a protein of 1434 amino acids. Lineage: Eukaryota; Metazoa; Chordata; Actinopteri; Scatophagidae.